AUGAGGUCACGGCGUUUCCCGCGGCGUGGAUUUGAAUUUGUGCUGUCUGUAAUAACUGUCCAACUCAUCGCAGGGUCGACUGGGUUAGUCUGCUACACCGCUGUGGAAUCGCUGGACUUAGGUUGCCUCCUGCGGUGGGAUUGUCCCCAUGCCAGUCCUAAUAUCACCUACACAGUGCAGACAAAGACUCAGGGGGAUCCCUGGCAGGACGUCCCGUGGUGCGUUUGGAUCUCCUCCCGGAGCUGCGAUGUCUCCCAGGUCUUUUCAAGCUUUGAGCUCUACAACAUGAUUCGCCUCGGAGUCCACCUCAGCCCCAGCUCCAUUGUUUGGAUUAAGCCACACAAGUUUGACUACAGCGACUUCAGUCAGUGGUUAUCUCUGCUGUUAGCAAUAAGUUCUGCUCUCUCUUUCCCACCCGCAGCCUUCAGCCCUCCAUCUGUCUCCGUCUCUUUGACCAACGACAGCCUGUCUGUGAAGGUGCAGUUCCCCUGCGCUACCAGCAGGAGGUGCUCUCGUGACGUGUGCUGUCCCAUCUCCACGCUGAUAGACCCCUGGACCACCGUCACCGUGUUCAAUGAGCUCAACCGCUCUGACAACCAGAGCCGCACGGUUUGGACUCAGGAAGUGGUUUCCAUCGUUGAGUUCUCGGGUUUGUCUCCGGGUCAGAACUACUGUGCCGAGGCCAACUUCUCCUUCCCGACCUUCUCCAUGGCUGCUUCCCCCAAAUCCACUCCAGGGUGUGUGGAAACUGGCUCCAGAUCAGGGAUGCUGCCAAUGCUGUGUCUUGGAACUGGUCUGUCCUUUGUGUUCCUUCUGUUGUUUCUCAUGGUGUUUCUGCGGAAACCCAGACGGGACCGACCGGCCCCCGACAAUCCACCCAAGGCUCUGGCAACUUCUCAGGACGCAGAGUCUUUGGCUAUGCCCGUCUGUGUCCCUGUCGAACCUUGUGACCCUUGUGACAUUCACCUGGAGCUAAUAGAUGACCACGGCUCCGUCGACUGGAGCGUAGAAAACAAAAGCUCAAGCCAACUUGUGCAUCAUGAUCCCAGCAGAGGUGUGGUAUGUUGUCACAAUGGAGGACAGAGGCAGAAAAAAGGCUUUGACUCUGGCUUAAGGAAUCCCACUUUGUCCCACUUCUGUGUGGAGACGUCAGAUGAAAACUGAAACGCUGAGACUUUUAAAAACGGUUUUCCUCGCAUCGUUUCAUUAGGCUCGCUUCACCCUGGAUUAGGAACACCUCAUGAUCUCCCGGUCUCCCUACUUUGCCAGAAAUGUUUUCCACAGCUGCUUUUUCUGUGGAAAUUUCCUAUAAAAGAACGAGGUUCAGGAGAAAACAAAACCAGGAUUUACCUGAGUCAAGUUGCCCCCCGACCCUCUUACCGUCUUCAAAUCCAACAAAACUGGUGUCAAACGUUUGAGCAGUAAAAAACUUUGCUUGUGCCGCUAUCAUUUUAAAGAUAUCAAUAAAAAAGUUCCCACAGGUCGUCAUCGACAUCUUCAAAAGCAAAAGCAGCACAAAUUAAAAUGUUUGCUGCACAAACGUAGCUGAGUUGUUUGAUUUUGUAAUCGUAAGCAUGGAGCGGAGGUUGACCUAUUAUGACCUCUGAUGACUUCUGGAAACUUUUAAAAUUAAUAUCUGUAGAACGAUAGCGGCACAAAUGAACCAAACCCAGCACAAACGUAGCACAAACAUUUGACACCCAUUUCGUUAGAUUUGGGUGACGUGGGUCGGAUGGUUGACCUGUUGACCUUGAAACUCUCACUAAUUUCUUCAAAGCAGAAGCAGCACAAACAAAACAUUUUGCUGUACAAAGGCAGUUGAGUUGAUUGACACCAAUUUUGUCUGACUUGAAGAAAGUUAGGGGGUUGGUUGACCUCUUGUGACUUCAGGGAACAUUUAUUAAUAUCUUUUAACUGACAGCAGCACAAACGACAAUUUUUGCUGCGCAAACCUUUGACCACAAUUUUGUUAGAUUUGAAGAAGGUGGGAAAGCAACUUCACUCAGGUUCAGGAUUUUUAUCAGAAAGAUAAGAGGAUGCAGAUGAGGGAGGUUUUGGUACAAAGUGCCUUCAUGAGUAAAUCUCUUUUUUCAAGAAGAAACUCUCCACUUUGGUGAACCAGCCAAUGCACAAUUUGGAGGUGUGUUCGCUUCUCCACAUCUCAUAGCCCUAUUCUUCCAGUAAUGUGGAACUGGAAAAUGCAAAAUGAAGACUUUCUUGGUGACUUGUAGGUUUUCAGAAUAGAAAAUGACCCAUACUACUAAUACUGCCAAAUUAGUUGCAAAGUGGCCUAAGGACAACAAAGUCAAUGUCUGGGAGUACAUAAGCCUUCACCCAUUUGUUUGACUUUAAUGCUGUGGCCCGGUUCUGGUCCAUAAAGUACAACUGUAAAUUCACUACUUGAUGUGUUUCAAUGACAAGACUCUAGGUUCACUUUACUGUAGAAGUCGCAUGACUAUUUAAAACACAACUCCAUGAACAGAAACGGUUUUAAUUGAGACGGUCAACAAUGACUCGUUUCACAUACAUAAACCAGAUGAACGUCGCACUGAUUUUAUUUUAGUUCAGACUUAAGAUUUGUUUGCUUGUUUCCAAUAUUUAAAGCACCUAAAGCCAUGUGUUUUUUUUGUUAAAUGUUGCCUAUGACUAAACAGAUGUUUGCUAUGUUGGCAGAAAUUGCUGGUGAACCUUAUACUUUCUAUCAAAACGGAGUUCCAAGAACAUUAUAACACGAAGAAUGAUCUAAACCAGAGAGAAUAAUCAAGCGCUAAUCCAGAGCUAUUUUAAAACAGGUGUAAGAAGCAGAUUCAUUUUUAAAGAGAUGUACAAAUAAUAAGUUCAAACACAGGAGGAAAGUCAAAAGAAAAUGCACUCUUGGAUGUUGCUGUUCGAUGUAAUUUCUCCAUUCAUGGAGAAAUCUCUAAAUGCCUCUGAAACAGACUGGUGAUUUAUUCUCAGUCCUUCUUGAAUUUUGUUUUUCUUUUCUUCUUCUUUUUUUUGACCGGGUGUUUCAGGUGAUGAUGUGUUCCAGUUUGAGAUCUUUUGCUCUAUUUUGUGUUGUUAGUUUCUAUUAAAGUUUACUGAUGAGACACGUCUGGCAAUUUGUUGUUUUUUUUUUUUUUUUUCCAUGUUCAUUUUAAUAUUUAUUUACCCAUAACAUAUCAAACACGGUCAUCAAUCAGAGCUGCGUCGGUAUAUUUAUCCGUUUCUUGUGAUUUUGCGGUGGCGCAAUAGGGGGACUUAGCUGCUGGGGCAAAAAUAAUUUCUCCGUGUGUGUACAUGAUCACAGCUCAGUGAAGAAUCUAAAUCUGGUUGUGGUUUUUCUCUGAGCUGAGACCCAGUUAAAGUCCAAAAGCACGAUCGUCUCAAAACAAGAAGCACGAACAUGUAGCAGCCGGGGAGACAACAACGCAGACUUUCCCCCAUCAUUUAUUGUUUU
Xiphophorus couchianus (Monterrey platyfish) is the source of this 3439-nucleotide messenger RNA. RefSeq lists its product as uncharacterized. The record is from RefSeq and is a predicted model, not a curated record. The transcript has 7 exons. Gene Ontology annotation, molecular function: cytokine receptor activity; protein binding. Gene Ontology annotation, biological process: cytokine-mediated signaling pathway. Gene Ontology annotation, cellular component: plasma membrane. The coding region runs from base 1 to 1164 and encodes 387 amino acids. NCBI's taxonomy places the organism in Eukaryota, Metazoa, Chordata, Actinopteri, Cyprinodontiformes, Poeciliidae.